UAAGAACCCUCCCCAGAACAUCUACAGCCUCUACAACCAGGUCGGCAUCAACUGCUUCAUCGCCGCCGGCGUCUACGUUGCCGUGGGCGCCGUCUCGCUCUGCCAGGUGCGACUCAACAAGCGGCAGGAGUACAUGGGUCCGCCUCAGUGUCGUCGCGCCACUGAGAGUUUCACUUCCUGUUAUCUACUUUCAACGAAGAAGCAGUCGGUGGAAGAAGAGAAGAAGAAAAUGUCGUUGAAGGUUUUAGAGGCAAAGUGGAAACCGGCCCUGAGCUCCAUCCUGGAGGAGCUCACAGAGCCAGACUUCAGGAAGCUGCUGUAUAGUCUGGUCAAAAUCCCUCAGGGACUGAAGACCGGCAGGACCAGAGAAGAGAUCCCUGAUCUAAUCGUCCAGCACUACGGGACAGAAGGGUCCAUCUCUGAAAUAGAUAAAAUAAUGAAGAAGAUACCGAGGAAUGACGCUGCGGUCCAGGAGCAGCUGCGCCCCUUUGUGGAGAACCUGAAGAUGCACCAAGGAAAGAAAGGGACGACGAGAAAACUUUCCAUCGACUUCGGAUCAGUCGGCGAAAAACAGAAACUCACAGCUGAUCAACUGAAGAGCUGCCCACCUGUCCAGGUGGAUCCUGUUGGAGACGUGGAGACGGAAAAGAAGACAGAGGACAGAGAUUUGUCUCUGAAACCAGCUGAAAGCAUGGCGUCUCCUAGCACUUCUACGUGGAUGACUCCCAAGAAUCUCUGCCCCUCAGAAGAGGGUCUCAGUCCUGCGGUCCAGACCGGGAGGAUCAAGAUCUUUGUAAUUACAAAGUCUGAUAAGACGAACACUCACCUGGUGGUGGAGUUCAACGGGCGCUUGCAGACGGUGUUCGUGAGAACUCGACUUCUGGCGAACGCAUUCGGCCUCGAGGUGGACGAUGGUUUUGAAAGGAGAUACCGUUACCAGAUGCCCCUCACAGCAGAAGCAAGCUUCAUGGGAAUAAAGUUACAGAGAUUAAAAAGGUGAAGAAGACGAUGUGUUGAAAGUGAACCUGGUUUACGU
This is a messenger RNA of Etheostoma spectabile (orangethroat darter), 1036 nucleotides long. RefSeq lists its product as uncharacterized. The record is from RefSeq and is a predicted model, not a curated record. NCBI's taxonomy places the organism in Eukaryota, Metazoa, Chordata, Actinopteri, Perciformes, Percidae. The annotation marks the transcript as partial. The transcript is spliced from 7 exons.